AUGGCGCUUACCUGGGUUUCUAGAGCUUUGGUGCUCAUGUUAUGCCUCACCGCAGCGAGUUAUGCGCAAUCAGGCUCCAAUUUCACGAUCGUAAAUGGUCAAAUAUAUACUCCAGGAUUAGCUAUCGUCGAUGCGCCACAGCCUUUCACGCCUCUGGGCGGAGACUUCCUUCAAGUUGCGAUCGACAUCUCAGGCAAUGGUAAACUCCCACAGCCGUACUAUCCACCAGACGGAGACACAGGGACUCUGAAUAUCACCAUGUUCCUGUUCAGUUACAACACCUUGCUCAAUAUGACGAUAUCAAACGGCACUGGGUCCGGUUGGCGCAGUGAUACGUUCGAAGAUGAAGAGUUCAAGUGCGGUGGGACGACCACCCAGGGCUUCCAGAAUGCCGGCUGUCAGGAAAUCAUGGCCCAAGAGAGCGGAAGCACUGUGAAGCACGUCAACUGGGCAUGGCCCGAUUGUUUAGUUGGGAUCGACGACAGUGAUAGAGACAGGGGCUCGUACAACAUAUCGAUCCAUCAGUCGUUCCGAAUCAAUGGUACUGGAUACUAUACUAUCUUCAACCUCCCGAUCCAGGUCACCAAUUCUAUUCCGCAGCUGACUCAACUCGCGACUAUCGGAACACGCCCAUUAUGUUCCCUUCGGCAGAACCCUCUGCAGAAUCAGACCGCUCAGGACGCGAGUACGUUUUCACCGGCGUCUCAACCUUAUCUCGGCGGCACAGUGAGCAUUGGUGGCAGUAGUCAAAGCGGAUCUUCAACUACAACCGCAUCGGCAACCGCGUCGACAACCGCAUCUCCAACGACCAACCCGGGGCUACCAUCCACGAACGAGGCACUUGCGCGAAUGUCCAGUGUAGUCAAGAUUGUUCUCCCAGUCAUGUUUGUUGUAGCACUUCUAGGCUAG
Cladophialophora carrionii CBS 160.54 is the source of this 909-nucleotide messenger RNA. RefSeq lists its product as uncharacterized. The coding region runs from base 1 to 909 and encodes 302 amino acids. The record is from RefSeq and is a predicted model, not a curated record. The transcript has 3 exons. Lineage: Eukaryota; Fungi; Ascomycota; Eurotiomycetes; Chaetothyriales; Herpotrichiellaceae.